AAGCAGGCAGAAAAAGAUGAUGUUUGAAGUAAAGUUAAUUGUCUUAACUAUGAUGUUGUGGAGCAGUAAUAUUGCAGAACACGGUGCAAAGGGUGAUCCACAGACAUAUCUGGUAAACACUGGAUGCAGCACAUACAACGCUACGAACGUGCAGAGUUUCUAUGCGAAUAUCAACGCAACAUUUUCAGAGCUCAGAAGAGAUAUUAGCAAUAACAGCAAGCACUUUGGCACAACACAAGAAGCCAGAGAAGAUGUUCUCACCUAUGCUAUGUUUCAAUGCAGAAACUAUCUCUCCAAAAAUGAUUGUCUUUCUUGCUUCAACAACGCCUCAACCCAAAUCCGCAACUGCUCCCAAGCCAACGGCGCCAGAGUCAUCUACGACGGUUGCUUCCUCAGGUAUGAGAGCGAGAUGUUCUUCGACCAGACCGAUGAACUUGGCAAGGGUGUAUUAUGUGGGAAUAACACUUCAAAUGCCGCUGGUUUUGGAUUAGUCGGACAACAAGUCAUCGCAGAUAUCCAAACAGCAACACCCAAAACUAGAGAUUUUUAUGCAGCAACUAAGACACAGGUGGCUAAUGGAACUGCAAUUUAUGCUGUUGCACAGUGUGUUGAAACUGCAACCGAGGAUAAAUGUCUGAGUUGCAUGCAAGCUGGAUACAACAACUUACAAAGUUGUCUUCCCAACACAGAGGGUAGAGCUUAUGAUGCUGGCUGUUUCAUGAGAUACUCCACCACACCUUUCUUUGCUGAUAAUCAAACCAUUGAUAUUGCACCCUAUUUGAAAAAAGGAGAUUCAAGCAGGAAGUGGAUUAUAAUUGCUGCCAGUGUUGGAACUGUUGUUGCUCUCCUCUGUGUGUUGUUUGCAUGGCGAUGGUUUAUAAAACCAAAGAGGGUUCCCAGAGGUGAUAUAUUGGGAGCAACUGAGUUGAAAGGUCCAGUUAACUACAAGUAUAAUGAUUUGAAAGCUGCAACGAAGAAAUUCAGUGCUGAAAACAAACUUGGAGAAGGAGGUUUUGGUGAUGUAUACAAGGGUACUCUGAAGAAUGGAAAAGUUGUUGCCGUAAAAAAACUAGUGUUGGGGAAAUCAAGUAAGAUGGAGGAUGAUUUUGAGGGUGAAGUGAAGCUUAUAAGUAAUGUUCAUCAUCGGAAUCUUGUUAGACUUCUUGGUUGCUGCAGCAAAGGCCAAGAGAGAAUCUUGGUUUAUGAGUAUAUGGCAAAUAGCAGUCUUGACAAAUUCUUAUUCGGUAACAAAAAAGGUUCCCUCAGUUGGAAACAACGUUAUGAUAUAAUUUUAGGCACAGCAAGGGGACUAGCAUAUCUGCAUGAGGAAUUCCACGUGUCCAUCAUACAUAGAGAUAUUAAAACUUCUAAUAUCCUCUUGGAUGAUGAUCUUCAACCCAAAAUUGCUGAUUUUGGAUUGGCAAGGCUUCUGCCAGAGGAUCGUUCCCAUCUUAGCACAAGAUUUGCUGGAACAUUGGGAUACACAGCACCUGAGUAUGCAAUCCAUGGUCAAUUAUCAGAGAAGGCUGACACCUACAGCUAUGGAAUUGUAGUCCUAGAAAUCGUUAGUGGUCAAAAGAGUACCGAUGUGAAGGAUGACGACGAUGGUCGUGAAUACCUACUCCAACGAACAUGGAAGCUGUAUGAGAGAGGAAUGCACCUAGAGCUGGUGGACAAGGCCAUAGACCCUAAUAAUUAUGAUGCAGAAGAUGUCAAGAAAAUCAUAGAAAUUGCAUUGUUAUGCACUCAGGCGUCGGCUGCAACGAGACCAACAAUGUCUGAAGUAGUAGUGCUACUCAAAAGCAAGAGUUUAGUGGAGAACCUGCGACCAACUAUGCCUGUGUUUGUUGAAACGAAUAUGAAGAUUCGGGAAAGCAAGUCUAGCUCAACCAGCGGCUCUUCAUCUAAUGCCACUGCCUCCAUUUCUGUUCUAUCAGCACGAUGACUAUGGGGCCAAUGCAUUAAAUGAUCUUAACGAACUGAACCAAUAAUAAAGUAGACAAAGAUUGAUUUCAUUCCAGUUGUUUAUCAAUAGGUCAAGGUAAAAAAUUUGAUGUUAAUUAGGAACUGUUGUCGUGCUGUUGUAUAAGAACUAAGAAUGCUUAUGUAAAUUUGUGGAUAAAUUAUUGAACGGUCUGAAA
Vigna umbellata (rice bean) is the source of this 2141-nucleotide messenger RNA. Its product is annotated as cysteine-rich receptor-like protein kinase 2. Gene Ontology annotation, molecular function: protein kinase activity; ATP binding. NCBI's taxonomy places the organism in Eukaryota, Viridiplantae, Streptophyta, Magnoliopsida, Fabales, Fabaceae. Gene Ontology annotation, biological process: protein phosphorylation. The record is from RefSeq and is a predicted model, not a curated record.